Molecule: messenger RNA, 6739 nt
Organism: Hypanus sabinus (Atlantic stingray)
Lineage: Eukaryota; Metazoa; Chordata; Chondrichthyes; Myliobatiformes; Dasyatidae
Product: polyhomeotic-like protein 2
Exons: 15
Coding region: 436-2844 (802 amino acids)
Cellular component (GO): nucleus; PRC1 complex
Molecular function (GO): protein binding; zinc ion binding
Source: RefSeq, a predicted model, not a curated record
UUGCAGCCAUUUUGCCUCAGGAAACAUUCCAACGACCCCCAAAAUUGGGGCCGAUAUGCCUGGGUUCCAGGGCCACCCAGUUCCGUGAUAAAAUGGCUUGUCUUCAUUCCAGAAUAAUUUCCCUGAAAGAUUCGGGUCUGCAUGAAGCAGGUCAGGGGAAGAAUGUGCCGUUGGGUGUAUCUGAGACAUCUCCCUAUAGCCAAGGGAAAAUGGACUUCAUCCUAAAGCAGCAUCCAUCAUCAGGGACCCCCACCACCCACUCCAUGCUCUCUUCCCACUGCUGCCAUCAGGAAAAAGGUACAGGAGUCUCAGGACCCACACCACCAGGUUCAGGAACAGAUACAAUCCCUCCACCACCAGGCUCUUGAACCAAAAGGGGUGAUUCAGCAGGCUCUGCACCGCCAGCCCAACACUGCCGCCCAGUACCUGCAGCAGAUGUACGCAGCGCAACAGCAGCACCUGAUGCUGCAGACCGCAGCCCUCCAGCAGCAGCACCUCAGCAGCGCACAGUUGCAGAGCCUGGCAGCUGUGCAGCAGGCUAGUUUAGCUGCAACUAGACAAGGGUCAUCGCCAAAUGGGAACGUGUCUCAACAGCCUGCCUCUUCACAGACCACUAUUAACCUGGCCACGUCCCCGGCCGCAGCUCAGCUGAUCAGCCGGGCUCAGACCGUGAACUCCGGUGCCACAGGAAUCGCCCAGCAGGCCGUUCUCCUGGGGAACUCGAACAGCCCGGCUCUGACAGCCAGCCAGGCACAGAUGUACCUCCGGGCACAGAUGGCACAGCAAAGUAACCUUGUGCAAAUAGCUAGGACCCUAGGUCGUGCUGUUCCUUUGUCCCCCCAGCUCAUCUUCACGCCCACUGCCACCGUCGCUGCGGUCCAGCCAGAGGUCACGGUGUCUCCAGGCAACCAGCAGUCAGCCGUCUCACAGGUGCAGAACCUUGCGAUCCGAAACCAGCAGAGUGCAGCAACGGCGGCAGCAGUGCAGCCACAACUGCAGAGCGUCACUCUGAAAGCAACCGCACCAGCGACGCCCGCCCCGGGGGCCCCGCAGGCUAAGACGCCAGGCUCGGUGCCCGCUCCAGGCAGUAAAGGAGGCCAGCCUGACAGCAUGGCCGACAGUGGCAAGAAAGGAGAAUCUGGCAUUUCUGCCUCCGGCUCAGACACCAGGAGUAUCAGUGUGGCCGCCAGCACUACGCCAGUCAGCACACAUCCUCUCAUCACCACAGCCUACACCCAGUUACAGCCACACCAGUUGAUCCAACAACAGCAAUUCCAGCUGCAGCAACAGCAGCAGAAGCAUCUGCAGCAUCAGUUUGUGAUCCAACAGCAACCGCCACAGAUCACGCCGAGGCAGCAACAGCCACAGCUCAUCCACACCCCCGCCCAGCUCCAGAAUUUGCAGCAGCAGCCGGUGGCCUCCAGCGCAACGCCGCAGACCCUGCCGCAUGCACAGCACUGCCAGCCCGCCCUGCACCGCAAACAGCAGGGGCUCAGCGCCACGCCGCCGGCGCAGAUCCCCGUCCUGCAGCCUGUGCCUCACAGCCAGCAGAACCUGCAGCAGACGGACAGCCAUGCGCUGGCACCACAGACCACUGCAGUGAACUUGCAGGUCCAGCCAUCUGCACACGUGAUUCAGCAGAGCCUGAGGAGCGGGCCCGACAGCAGGAGGGACAAGCCUGACCUGGUGGCCGAGAAGGGACCGGUGGAGAAACCCAGUGCACCAACCACCCCAGGGCCCUCUGUCACACCCGACCAGAAGAAGGCCGAGCCCACCAAGCCUGUGACACAAGGGAAAGGCCCAGAAACCGUGAAUGCGAAGUCCCCUUCCCCUGCUCCAACCAUGACAUCAGGAAAUGGCAGCACGACCUCGUCUGUGACGGUGAGCGUGCCACAGAACGCCGAGAACAAACCACCUCAGGCCAUUGUCAAGCCCCAGAUUCUCACGCAUGUCAUCGAGGGGUUCGUUAUCCAGGAGGGUGCAGAGCCAUUCCCCUUUCUACAUAGAAGAAUACAGAGUACAAGAAAGUGUAUAUCAAAGGUGGGACGCUCCUCCCUACUAAUCGACAAUCUGGCCAAACAAAAGCAGCAGGCGGCCUCUGUGCCCGCGGCCGAGAAACCUGCACAGCCGGAACAGCCCGACUCCGAGAUGGACGACCUCAGUCAGCAAGACUCAAUGGAAAAGGAGGAAGAUGCCCUUAAACUGAAGUGCGAGUUCUGUGGCAGGCUUGACUAUGCCUACAAGUUCAAGGGCUCCAAGAGGUUCUGCUCCAUGGCCUGUGCCAAGAGGUACAAUGUCGGCUGCAGUAAGCGAGUGGGCCUGUUCAAACCUGACAAGAGCAAGUACCUUCAGAAGAAAGAAAGCGGCAAGCUGGGCAAAAGGGGCCCCCGGAAGAACAGCCUGCAUGGGGGUAACAGCGAACAGCCCAAGAAACAGCUCAAGUCGCCAGUGCCAGUGGGCCUGAGUCAGGAGGACUCCAGCCGAGGGUCAGAUAACUCCAGCUACGAGGAACCUCUGUCACCAAUCUCUGCCAGCUCCUCCACAUCACGGAGACGCCAGGCAGAGCGGGAGCUCGAUGUCCACGAGCUGAGGAUGCGGGACCUGAUGGGAAUUGGGCACCACUUCCUGCCCAGCGACCCCACCAAGUGGAAUGUGGAGGACGUGUGCGAAUUCAUCCGCUCAUUGCCAGGUUGCCAGGAGAUUGCUGACGAGUUUCGUGCCCAGGAGAUUGAUGGGCAGGCCCUUCUGCUGCUUAAGGAAGAUCACCUGAUGAGCGCCAUGAACAUUAAGCUAGGACCUGCCCUGAAAAUCUACGCCAGGAUCAGCAUGCUGAAGGAUUCCUAACCAAAACCCUGGAAACGUUGUGGAACUUUGGUGUUCCAAGUGGCAGCUUAUCUUAAAGCCAAGGAUUCUAGUCACUGUAGAUGCUGGUGGUCUUUGCAAAGAGAAUUGAGGUGCGAUGCUCCAGAGUAGAGCAAGCACGCUAUCAAACAAUUGGCUUCAUGAGAAGCCUGCAGUUUGGGUACAAUGUGUCCCAUUCGAGGAAUUUACAUGGUGCUAUCCCAGUGGUAACAAUAAAGACAUGAACGUUGGCUGAAAGAGUCAUCUCACCAGAUGAGCCAAUAUGUCGAGUGUUUUGAAGAUAACUUUUUACCGAACAUUGUACUGUAACUCCACUAGUGAUUAUGUAGCUGAAGAGAUCUGCUUUUCUGGAUAUAGAUCUGUCCCAAGGUUGGUUUCUGUUUGGAUCAGCAUGUUUAGAGUUUAGGCUUUCUUUAGAUUGGUUUGAUAAUCAACAGAUCCAUUCUAUGAUCUUAUAAUGUGCCUGGAAUCACAAAUUGUUACUGUAAAACUACUCUUUGUAACUGUUUAAUGCAGGGUGAUGAUGUUUCCGUGUGGACAUGCAGCUUCAGAGUGCUCACACGGUGCCAGUGACUGAGCUGUGUGUGUUCGAGUUCCUCACACUAACUUCCUGCCGAGAUUUCUGUCCAUUACUCUUUCAGGACCACUUUUCUGAACCAGACUCCUUAACGCAGCUGAACAGAUCAGACUGCUGUGAUUUCUGAUAUAAAUCUUGGUUCUCCAGAUGUUGGGAGGGGGACAACUGCGGAUUCAAAGAACCUGUCCAUAAUAUUCUUCUGAUGCUGUCUGUCUGUCUAACCCCCCGCACCCUACCCCCACCCGUUUGAUUCUGGGCAGAGGGGAUCUGCAGAUUAUGUGAACAGGGGAGACGGAUCGCAAUAGAUCCCAAUGUCAGAUGUGUCCGGCACCAUCAGCAGAUUUAUCACUGAUUUCCCCCACCCAUCUCCACUCCCCUUCACCUCUGAAUCAGAAUCAGGUUUAAUUUCACUGGCAUAUGUUGUGAAAUUUGUUGUUUUGCAGCAGCAGUACAUUGUAAUAAGUAAUAAUUUUAAAAACUAAAUUACAAUAAGUUUAUAUAAAAAAGAAAAUAAAAUUAAAUAGUGCAAAAAGUAGGGAUGGGGGAGGAAGUAGUGAGGUAGUGUUCCUGGGUUCAAUGCCUUUUCAGAUAUCUGAUGGCAGAGGGGAAGAAGCUGUUCCUGAAAUGUUGUGAGUGUGUCUCCAAGCUCCUGUACCUUCUCCCUGAUGGUAGCAAUGAGAAGAGGGCAUGUCCUGGGUGAUGGGGUCCUUAAUGAUAGAUGCUGCCUUUUUGAGGCUUUGUCUUUUGAAGAUGCCCUGGAUGCUGGUGAGGCCAGUGUCCAUGAUGAAGCUGGCUAAUGCAGAGCUGUGAAUCAGUGUUCAAGGUGGGGUACAGGGCUGCAGUCCUCCUGUCCUGCUCAACCAUGGGCAUUUUAGAGUCACAGAGCUGUACAGCACAGAAACGCCCUUUUGGCCCAUUUGGUCAGUGCCAAACUAUAAUUCUGCCUUGUUCCAUUGACCUUCACCUGGACCAUAGCCCUCCACACCCCUCCCAUAGAAUAUAGCGACUAGUCAUCCAUCAGUUCCACUCAACUAGACCGGGCAUCCCAGGGGUAUGAACAUCAAUUUCUCCACCUUCCAGUAAUUUUUUCCCCUCCCGUUGUCCUCUUUUUGAAUUCCUCAUUCUAGCCUCUUACCUCUUCUCCUCACCUGCCCAUCACCUCUCCCUGGUGCCCCUCCUUCUCUUUCUCCCGUGGUUCCCCCCUCCUCUCCUAUCAUUUCUUCUUCUCCAGCCCUUUACCUUGUCCACCCACCUGGCUUCACCUGUCAUCUUCUAACUAUCCUUCUUCCCUGACCCCACCUUUUCAUUCUGGCAUCUUCCCCCUUCUUUUCCAGUCCCAAUGAAGGGUUUCGGCCCAAAACAUUGCUUCUUUAUUCCUCUCCCUAGAUGCUGCCUGACCUUCUGAGUUCCUGCAGCAUUUUGUAUGUGUAACUCUGGAUUUCCAGCAUCUGUUCAGUGUGUUGAAUUUGUUCUGGUGAUACCAUGCAAAGUUUCAUUGUUUAUGCAGAGAUAGUUAAAAUGGUACCUCUCCCUGCUGGAUAGUUAAUUCUCAGCCGUUCCUUCAUUGCACUGAGUAUUAAAGACAAAUUCUACAGCCCCUGCUCUUGUGUCACCACCUUGGAUGAAUUUCUAAACCCCAGGCCAUUAUCUUGAUAACACCUGAUUGCAAUUUAAAAAGGGAUCCAAUAUCAGUCCAUCUGAAUCCAAAUCAGAUUUAACAUCACUGGCAUGCAUCGAGAAAUUUGUUGUUUUGCAGCAGCAGUACAUUGCAAUAAGUAUAUAAAAAAAUUAAAUAGGUCAUGCAAAAAACGAGGGGAGAAAUAACCUUUGCCGCCUUUCUACGACCAUAGACCAUAAGACAUGGGACCAUCUGGCCCAUUGUGUCUGCUCCGCCAUUCAACCACGGCUGAUCCUUUUUUUCCCGCCUCUUCAAUCCCAGUUUCUGGCCUUCUCCUCAUAACCUUUGAUGCCAUGUCAAUCGAGAUCCUAUCAAUCUCUGAAUCUUUAUAUUCAUAACAAGAUUUUUUUGGUCCUUAAAGCAACACCAAGAUACCUUAAAUGCCAGAAUGAAAAGUGGAAGUUUAGCCUUCUCAUGCCCCAGAUAACUAGAUUCUCAGAAAGGCUGUGCAGCUAUUGCCUUGAAGUUAAAAUUUUAUAGACAUGGAUAAUCAAACAGUUUAAAGUACAUUUAUUGUCAGAGUAUUUAUAACGUAUACAACCUUGAAAUCUUCCAGGCAGCCACAAAAAAACCAUAGAAUCCACAAAAAAAAAACACACACGGGAGACGGUCAAACAUCCAAUGUGCAAAAAAAAAGAACAAAUCAUGCAAGCAGUUUUUAAAAAGUAAACAAAUAACAGAAAACAUGAACCACAGAGCCACAGAGUCAGUUCAGGGCUGAGGUGAAUGUCGAUGGCUGCAGGCCACAGACACGGUGUCUGUUCAGCGCUGAGGUGAGUGUCGAUGGCUGCAGGCCACAGACACGGUGUCUGUUCAGCGCUGAGGUGAGUGUCGAUGGCUGCAGGCCACAGACACGGUGUCUGUUCAGUGCUGAGAUGAGUGUCGAUGGCUGCAGGCCACAGACACGGUGUCUGUUCAGCGCUGAGGUGAGUGUCGAUGGCUGCAGGCCACAGACACGGUGUCUGUUCAGCGCUGAGGUGAGUGAAGCCUCACUCGGAGUGGAGAGCUGAAUGCUGGUUUGUCCUUUGUCCUCAUCUUUGCUACUACAAUACAAUGCUUUUUUUGUAAAGGUCUUGGGAGGUAAAGCCCCUUUUAAAGACUGGUAAAUUGUAAUCACAGUGCAUUUAGUAUUUGAUGGCCGGAGAUUCGCCCUGAGCUGGUAACACAUUGUAACCUGCUUGCAAAGUAGAUUGAAAUCACUCAGGCUGAAGUUUGGAAGCGCACUGCCACACAGUUACUUUCCUAUUGUGUCGCAAUACAACAAAGAAAGUCUGCCUCAAUCCAGUCUGUUGUCAGGUGAUCCCUGUGACCCCUUUCCAUCUGUUCUUUGUAGGGACGCUUAGCAUUUUCAGCAUAACAAAGGGAGAGGCUUUGGGGACAACUGGAGACAGCUGAACACUCACUUUGUUCCCAAUUCUUGGUGUUUUCUAAGACUAUUUCUUGUAGGAGGAAGCUGUGAUGUGGCCACACUUCUGUCUGAGUCACACUUGAAUUCUGUUGCUCCUGUGAAUGAUUUUGUAUUGUAAUUUGUUUGUAGUUUUUUAAGCAUUAUUUAAAUCUAUGAAUUACUGUCUUUCAUUUAUGUAUUUUUAUAAAACUAAAGGAAUUUUUUUCUUGUCAAA